GCCAGAUUAUUUAAAUCAAAAAUGGAUUCCGCAAACCAAUCUCCUCGAGAGCCUGAAGAACAGAAGGAUGUAGAGCUUGAUCUCUUCCCAAGAGAAGAAAGAUAUGAAACCCUAUGGAACCUGGGCAAGGGUGCUUAUGGUCAAGUUGACGCAGUCAAGGAAAAGUCCACCGGGAAGAUCUGGGCUCGAAAAACAGUCACAUUUUCAAACCUUGAAGAAUUUGGAAUCCCGAGUAAUGCUAUCAGAGAAGUGACUUUGCUAAAGGAACUUGACCAUCCCAACCUUUUGAAGGUGGAAGAAGUUAUUUAUGCAAGACCAAAACUAUAUCUUUACAUGGAAUAUAUGGAGAAUGAUCUUAACAAAUAUCUUGAAGAGAACAAACCCCUCUCAAAUGAGAAGAUCCAGAGUAUCAUGAGGCAAAUACUCGAGGGUGUUAAGAGCAUGCAUAGUAGCUGCGCGAUCCAUAGAGACCUAAAACCUGAAAAUAUUUUUAUUGAUGAUAAAGGAACUGUUAAAAUCGGAGAUUUUGGAAUCUCUAGAAACUUAAACGCAUCUUCAAAGCCCAUGAGCCCUGAAGUGGUGACAAUAUUUUACAGAGCUCCUGAGUUAUUACUUGGAAUGAAAGAAUACUCUAUUCCUAUCGAUCUAUGGUCAGUUGGCUGUAUUUUCGCAGAGCUUUACCUAGGAAAGCCUCUCUUCCUUGUGGAAAGUGAACUUGAUUUAGUGACAAAGAUAUUUAAAACAUUUGGAACCCCAAAUGAGGAAACCUUCCCCGGAAUCACUGAUAUGAUAAGUAGCGUGAUGCCAAAAUACCCCAAGAGGCUGCUAAAAAUUGAGGAAAUGGAUGAGAAUGCAGCCGAUUUGGUCAACAAGCUUUUAGCCUUGUACCCGACACAUAGAAUUUCGGCUAAAGAGGCACUGACUCAUCCUUUCUUUGAGGUCGAUUAUGAUAAUUAGA
Messenger RNA from Moneuplotes crassus, 958 nucleotides. The record is from the annotation of a GenBank genome assembly. NCBI's taxonomy places the organism in Eukaryota, Ciliophora, Spirotrichea, Euplotida, Euplotidae.